AUGGGACAAACACUUAUGACGGAAUUGAAUGUCCAGACUUAUCAAGUAGCAACUUCAAACAAUAGUGAACAAUUUCAUAUUCAUCAAAAUUCGAACAUAAACGAGGUAGCAAUCAUUAAUAAUCAUUCAUCUGUUAGCAGUAAUCAAAUAUUAUUGAAUACAUAUAAUGAAGAAACCGUCAAUCAAUUACAUCUUUCUGAAACAAUAACAAAUAUGGCUACUUCGAAUAUAGUUGCCUUUGAAAGAAAUCAUCGUUUGGUCUCUAAUAACGAUGGCACUGAUCCUUAUCGCGGUUUAAAACCUAUCAUAGAAUAUGCCGAUGAGCCUUUACUACCGCUCAUGGAAGCCUGCAACCCAUUAAUUGGCAUUGUUCACGAUAUAUUGACUUAUGCAAAGAGAGCACUCAAAGAAACUUCUAAUAAACCAUCUGAUCAGCUAACAAUCAAUGAGAGUGCUGCCAUUCGGCUCUAUACUUUCGAAUGGGAGGAACCUCAUCCAAGUCUAUAUUAUCUACUCAACAAUGAGCUUAAUACAGCAGAUCAUAAUGAACUACGACCAUAUAACAAAUUUCUAAAGCUCUUCUUGACUGGUUUAGUCAAAUUGCCAUGUGUUCUACCGAUGACAAUUUGGCGAGGUGUACUGAGAAAUGUGAGUGCAGAAUUUCUACAAGGUAGAUUGGUGACAUGGUGGGGUUUCUCAUCGUGUACAACUUCGUUGCGAGUACUAGAAAGUGAAAUUUAUUUGGGUACUACAGGUGAGAGAUCACUUUUCUCCAUUGAAACCAUUAAUGGCCGCUCAAUUCGUGCUCAUUCACGUUUUAUCACUGAGGAUGAAGUUUUGCUAUUGCCAGGUACUUAUAUGGAAGUCAAAUCACAAUUAAGUCCAGCACCUGAUCUUCAAAUCUUUCAUUUGAAACAAAUACAACCACCCGAUAUACUUCUCGCAGCUCCAUUUGAAGGUAACUCAUAG
Rotaria sp. Silwood2 is the source of this 969-nucleotide messenger RNA. NCBI's taxonomy places the organism in Eukaryota, Metazoa, Rotifera, Eurotatoria, Philodinida, Philodinidae. The record is from the annotation of a GenBank genome assembly.